ACUACUUGUUGACAUAUUCAGAGAAAAUGGCAAAACUAGUUUUCAUGCUCUUUGCGCUGCUUGCCAAUUGUAGGCUAAGUUUACAGGAUGCAGAUUCUGACGGGCUACGGUGGUUCCCAGCAAUAUCUGAGCAGGACUGUAAUGUCGAGGCAACAUUUGAUGGAGAGACGGUUCGUGAAGGGAAGCCAAGUCGAUCCUGUAAAGACGACAAUGAAAGAUUUUGUUUCUGCGGACAAGUAGGGAAAGGGGACAAGGCAGAUUGGAGAUAUCUAUGUGGAACCUGUAAAUUCACUUUCAAGCUGGACAGGGCUAGGCCGGUCAACCAAACCAGUUCGUCAUUUGCCGGCUCAGGAAGGAGAAAUCUGUGAUAAUUCCAACAUUUUGCGCAUUUGUUCUAAAACUUGUAUAAUUCGUGUACAAUCUAUUUUGACGCUAAAAUAAAACAAUUUGAGACUUA
Eurytemora carolleeae is the source of this 457-nucleotide messenger RNA. RefSeq lists its product as uncharacterized. The record is from RefSeq and is a predicted model, not a curated record. The transcript has 4 exons. Bases 27 to 368 code for a protein of 113 amino acids. NCBI's taxonomy places the organism in Eukaryota, Metazoa, Arthropoda, Copepoda, Calanoida, Temoridae.